Periophthalmus magnuspinnatus is the source of this 6958-nucleotide messenger RNA. RefSeq names its product tumor necrosis factor receptor superfamily, member 1a (gene tnfrsf1a). The transcript has 12 exons. Gene Ontology annotation, biological process: signal transduction; inflammatory response. Lineage: Eukaryota; Metazoa; Chordata; Actinopteri; Gobiiformes; Gobiidae. The record is from RefSeq and is a predicted model, not a curated record. Gene Ontology annotation, cellular component: mitochondrion; signaling receptor complex; membrane raft. Bases 1 to 1584 code for a protein of 527 amino acids. Gene Ontology annotation, molecular function: tumor necrosis factor binding; tumor necrosis factor receptor activity.
AUGACUGUGUGUAAACGAACAGCCUGGAUGAGCUCAUUACAGACUCAUUACAGUUUUCAUUUUAACAAGUUUGACCGGAAUAAGCCAAAGUUUACUCGAGCGAAUUCUGCUCAGAGAAGAGGAGAGGAUGUGGGUUUUCGGAGGAAGACGGCGACCUCUUUCACCUACUGCGAAGAAAAGUGCAGUGAUGUGAUGUUCAGAGGGUUUGAGGUCGUUGUGACGGUGUGUGCAGCUGCAACCGGGCGCCAUGUUGAGGACCUCCCGCCCCUUUUCUGUCUGAGGCUCGAGCGCUGCGUCUCCGUUUGGACCAAGAAGCUCAAACUUUCACCAUUUUACGCGAAACUUGGAUUUACCUGUGAGAAUGUGGCGCAGCUGAAGGAGCUCACCUGUGCGCGCGCCGUGGCUCAGACUCAGGUUGUUUCUGAUGGACUGAAGCAGAACAUGGAGGUGCUGGAGAAAAACAGACAUGUGAUAUUAUCGAUUUUGCUUCUCACGUCCCUGUCCGUCCCCGCUGCCGUCAUCCAAUGCCAGGAGGGACGAGAGUUUCUCACCGAGGACAAAAUCUGCUGCGAUAAAUGUCCUCCAGGUUUUAAACUCGCAGAAAAAUGCCAUGGGUCAAACCACAGGACCAACUGCACUCAAUGCCCCGAUGGACAGUACAUGGACCAGAUGAACUACCAUCCAAACUGUUUCAGCUGCCGACGCUGCAGACCUCAUCUGUUUGAAGUCGAAGUGUCAAAGUGUCAGCCGAAGAAAGACGCCGUGUGCCGCUGUAUCGAGGGAUACUACAAAAGUCACAUCGACAGACAAACGUACGAAUGUCGCAAAUGUUCAACGUGUAAAGAAAACGAACGACAAACAGAGAAAUGUUCUCCCGACUCAAACACCGUCUGUGAAUGUAAAGAAAACUACUACAGAGUGAACCACAAGUGCCAGCCCUGCACCAAUUGUACCAAAGACUGUCCAGACCACUGCCCACGCAAAGAGCCGACCAAAGAACAACCCGACACGAGUUCGUUUGUGAUUAACGUGAUCGCCGGCGUGGUGGUGGCGGUCAUCUUUACUCUGGUGCUGGUCGUCGUCGUCACGCACUUUGCUACGAAACGUCAAACGAAGAGAAAGCUGCGGUCGUCCUCGCAGUUUGAAGAGACUCCGAAAAUAUACCAGGAGCUGACAGUCCACCAUGAGGAGUCUUUAAACCAGUGCGUUCCGUCUCAGGCCAUGUCGCUCCAUCUGAUGAGCCACGAUCCGUCCAACCUGCCCGACUGCGUCCCCCUGGAAAUAAAGAUGGUGGACAUGAUCUACUCUCUUCUGGACCUGGUGCCGGUUCUCCAGGUCAAGCAGCUGGUUCGUUCCUUGGGGGUCAGUGACACUGUGAUCGAGCGGGCGGAGCUGGACCACCGCUGCACAAAGGAGGCCCACUACCAGAUGCUCAAGGCCUGGGCGGAGCAGCGGAGCGUCACCUGCCGAGGGGGCGGACAGGUGCUGCACCUGCCCCAACUGCAAGAGCUGCUGGACAAACUGAGACUGAUGUACCUGGAGCAGACGGCGCAGGAGCUGGAGGCCAAGUUCAACCUGCUGUGAAUCAAUGGACACGACAUGGAGCCACACGAUCAAAAAAAGCCCCGUAUCACGCUUUAAAUCUGUCUUUUUAAAGGUGCGCUGCGUCUCCGUGGAGAUGUUACCGCUUUCCGUCGAGCGUCCCACAGUAUGGCAUUAAAAUUACCUAUGCAAUCAGGUCCGGUUACAGGUUAAAUCCGCGGAGAGGCGAUCCCGGUAACACUAAGAAUACACCUUUUUUACCUUCUCGUGCAACAGAAACCUCUGAAUUAACGUGAUCGAUGAUGGAUCAGUAAAAAAUGCCACACUGCGGAACACGCCGGGGGAAAAAACCCCGAUAACGUCGCCAUGGAGACGAGCAACGGACAGACAGACCGACCUUCCAAGCCCGAAAGGUUACAUAGUGCAGCUUUAAACGCUCGCGCGCACCUCAGCGUUUGUGUAGAUCGACUGAGAAAGUGAAAGUUUAUAGAAAUAGGAACGCUGCCGCCGCUGCGCCCUCUGCUGGCAACAGUGGGGAGUUUAAAGCGGCGUGAAAGAUUCCGUAGUCGCGAGCAACGAUGGAGGAUUAAACUAUGGACUUUAAAACGCAGAGGAGCACGUCUUGUACAGGAUUACUCCAAGGAUUAUUUUUCAACUUUUUUUUUGACGGUGAACAGUGUUGUAUCAUAGCAGAAAACGGGGGUUAGCGUAAAAGUCGCGUUAUAAAACCGCACUAAAAGGCCAAGUACUGUUCAAAUAGCUGUUUUAUUGUACGCAACCACCAUUUCACAGAGUAGACCAGUAAACUCUCGCAUAAGGACAGUCACAUGACACUGUUUAUCCUGUUUAAAGGAGCUGAUACUUUUGAAAAUAUGUCUGGUGAUGGUUUUUACGUGGGGCGGGGGUCACUCUCGGUUUGGUCCUGUUUAGUCCUGGUCCGGUCCAGGUCUAGUCCAGGUCUAGUUCUAGGUUUAGACCCAGUUUUGGUGCAGUUUGUGUGUGUGAACAAACCCUUUUGCACAAGCGAAGCAAGAUGUGAAAGUAAAGCAAUAGCUACGUGUGUCUUCUUCUGUACUGGACUUCCUGUUUAUAGGCGCCAUUUUGAGCACUUUUCACCUUUUUCAAAAGAUGUAAUACUGUAUUUGAAUGAUUAAUUGUCAUGGCAACGGUGCUACUUUCUUACCCCUGGAUUGCAGUAUUUUAUGAACGUUUAUGAAUAAGCAACGGUUGAAUAUUUUAGAUGGAUUUAAUGCUUUUCUCCGGACACUUUUCCCACAUCGACUCCUCCUAUUUUUCUACGCUGAGUGAGUGACAGCUGGAUUUAACCAAUCACAGUGAAGCGUGAAAUUCAUAGGAAACUGUCCGACGUCUUACAGUCGAGUAUAAACCCAGGAUUUCAACAUUAAGUCGUGUUUCGCAAGUAAAACUCUGCCGCUCGCCCGCUGUUUUGUCAUGUGUUUUAUCGGGUAAAUAUGUGGACGUUUUGGUGCUUUUUUUGUAAAAUGACCAGAUCAGGAUUUCACCUUCUCUUCUGAUUGGUCCACCUCGGUCAAACUGCGCGAGUGACGGCUGGAUUUAACCAAUCGCAGUGAAGCAUGGACCUAAAACCUGAAAUUGUGUAAAAUAAGUGGAUUAAGUGAGUGCGACGUCGCCGACAGCGUUCAGCUCCAAAUGAAGCUUGUCGAGGCUAGAGCAGUUAGUAUCAUAGCAACCAAAGAGCCAAUCCGGAGCGAGGCUGUUGAAGGUAACGCCCCUUCCCGCCCACAACGCUGGUUUAGCAACGCUGUCAAUCAAACUUGUUCCUAACGCUAGCAGGAGCGACUUUGGAGCCUAAUUUGUCUUUUAUUCGUGUUCAUAUCUUGUUUUUACGGUCACUAUAGCGACAAAUAAAACCCCCAGGAUCACGUAGAGCGGGUUAAUACGAACAUUUAAAGCAAAAUUACGAGUUUUUACAUGGAAAAUGAGUCGAUGGAGCCGGAAUCGCGCCCAUUUUCACUUUCUAUUUGGCGCACGAUGGCUAGCAGUUUAGCUACGUCCCUUUAUAUAAACCAGGGGUGUCCAAACUUUUCUCAUUAAGGGCCAGAUUUAUAAACACAGACAAAGCUAACGGCCGAUUGAGGGUCGCGAAUACAGUGAAUACUUCAAAUCCGCGUUUUUAUUACAACUUAGACAGAACCGCUAGACCUUUAUUCAGACUUACAUCCUCACGGGACACGUAAAAUAUCUGAUAUGAGCUUGUUAAAGUAGAUUUUCAGAAAUGUACAGUAAAAAGUACAGUUUAAAGUAACACGGGGGAAGCUUGAGGGCCGAGAAAAAUCAGUCUGAGUGCCGCAUUUGGCCCCGGAGCCACAGUUUGGACACGCCUGAUACAUACAGUCUAUGAUAUAAACGCAGCUUUUUAACGUUUUUUCCGCUCAUUCCGCUUCUGUUUUGUGCGUUUUAACUGUUGUGACAUAACUGUAUACUCUAACCCUCUUGAGUCGAGUAUUUGCAUUUACAUUCCUUUAAGCCCCAUCAUCGCAGUAUUACACAUUCGGCAGACGCAAAAACAGCGGGACACACCUUUUUUCGUCUGUGCCAGGAACUCAAGACCAGUCUGUGCACGCUCGUGAAUCACACUCAGCCAAGCGCAAAACAGUUUUAUCACUUUUAUAAUUGCACGGUAUUAACACGUCUUGUAUUUUAAUCCUCCUGCAGCCGCGGCAUUUACUCCACCAGCAAAGAUCAAUGUUAUAUUCUCUGAUUUUUUUGAAUAAAAGUAUCGUUAUUACAUGUUUGUUAUUGUGUUUUUAAUGCGCGCUGCUUGUUGUUUCUUUACAUACUUAGGAAUUGCUGACAACUCUUCAGCCUAAUGAGCUUUUUUUAUGAUUUUAACUCGACAAAAGCAGCUCGAAGAACCACAUUCCACAUAGUCACCGUGUUUAUUAAACUUUGUGGGAAUAUACUGCGUCUGGCCAAAGUAAUUUCCUCCUUCCUCUUUACCUUCUAGAUAUUUCAUGGUAUAAAGUAGAAGUGUAAAGUGUGAUUGAUCUGUCGUCCUGUCGUUCACGUCCUCAUCGAUUAUUUGAUUGUACUUUGGGGUCGAAUAUUCAAAAAGUAAACGCACAAAUGUUGAACUUGAGCUUUUCUGUAGAGACUAGACUCAAAAACUCACAGAAUUACAACAGAAAUCUGCAUUUUAACUGUUUUUUCCACCGCUCCACUUCCCCCGUUUGUAUUAAAUAUGAAAGUUGUGACGUCAUUUGAAAAAGAGCAAUAAAGUAAUGCAACGUAAUGAAGUACAAGUACUAGAGUAUGCAGUUUAGGUAUCUGUACUUAAGUAGAUUUUACAGUGGAUACUAUAUUUUUGAACAUUGCUCCGAAGUAAAAGUAUUUUUUUAUAAUAGUUUGAGACCUGCUGAAACGUCUGAGGGUUUCUUUUUAUUUUUAUUUUAUUUUUUAUUUUUUUAGCUGUUUAUUUUCAGAGUUUUCAGAGUAAAAAGUAAAUACAUACAUAUAUUAAUACUACGAAUAUAGAAACAAAAGAAAAAUACUUUUACUUAAGUCAGUUUUUUCAUGUGAAACUUUUACUUGAGUAUCUUUGGUGUCUGUACUUUACUUUAGUACAUUUUACAGUGGAUACUUUUUACUUUUACUUGAGUACAUUUGAGAGCAGUAUGUGUACUUUCUACUGCGCUACAUUUUUAAACAGGACUGAAAAGUAAAAGUUUUUUUUUUUUAUAAUAGUUUGAGACGCGCUGAAAAGUCUGAGGGUUCAUCUUUUUAUUUAUUUAUUUUUUAACUGUUUAUUUUCAGAGUUUUCACAAUAAAGAAUAAAUACACACGUACAUAUAUUAAUACUACGAAUAUAGAAAAAAGAAGAGUUUAUUUCUAACGUUCGUAGUUUGAGCAAAGCAAAAAUACACAAAUAAGAACAAGUAUUUUUUACAGAUACUUUUAGUUAAAUUGAUUUUUUUCAUGUAAAGCUUGAGUAUCUUCGGUAUAUGUACUUUUACUUAAGUAACAAAACGGAGUACUUUUUCCACCUCUGCAGUAAAGUAACACGUGCUGCCACAAGAAUAAAUGAAGAUCAGUAUUUGUGUAUUUUACUUUAGGAUAUUAAAUGUUAAACGGGUUAAACGGCGCCUCGUCUGUGUAGAUACAAAAACACAAAACACAAAAAAAAGACAAAAAAAACACAAAAGAAAGAGAUUAGGAUUGUCCGUCAAGCAGAAUAUGACGCACCCACUAACCCGCUCUUUAUUAAACUAAAAACAUUCAAACUAAACGAUCCUGUGGAGUUUAAUUCAGCAGUUGUUUUGUUUAAACGCUUCCACACUGUGUCCAGGAGCUGUUCAGACCCAGAGAGAGUCGCUAUAAUCUGAGGAGAACUGGGAUCUUCCAAAAAACUACGGCAAGAACUACAAAAAAAACCCCAAAAAACUACGUUGCAUCUCAGUUACAGGGGGGAAUUUAUGGAAUCGUCUGGAUAAUGAAUUAAAAAGCUGCACAUCGAUUAAAUCAGAUGUGUCAAACUCAAGGCCCGCGAGCCAAAUGCGGCCCGCCACAUCGUUUUAUGUGGCCCUCGACAGAGUAAAUUAAAAGGUAUGAUGGUCUUAAAAUCUCAGUGUAUCAGGAGAUCUGCAGAUACACAGUCAUAUUUUUAAGUCGAGGCAAAUGCACGUGUAAUAUUUGUAACUUGAAUAAGUAAUAAAUACAGAAACAGUUAAUUAACAAGUUAUAAAAUUAGUUAGAUUUAUUUUACAUUUGGCCCUUUGAGAGCAGACAUUUUGCUGAUGUGGCCCUCGGUGAAAAUAUGUUUGACGCCCCUGAAUUAAAGUAUUAAAAAAAAUGUACAAAUUACCAUAAAAGUUCUAGAAAAAUAUAGAGCAAUAGUAAAACUGUUACUAUGACAACUGAACUGAACAUUAAUGAACAUAGUACAAACUUUGUCUGACGUGAUAUAAAUUAUGUAAUAAGAAAACAAAAUAGUAAUAAUAAUAAUAAUAAUAAUAUGUUGAUGAUUAAAAAUAACACCUAUGAUCAUGAUAAUAAGGACUAAUGAUUAUUAUAUGUAUAAAUAUAAACCCAGAGGAAACCGUAAGACAUAAAAACAAAUGUAUUUCUUCUGUGUUGUAUAAUUAUUUGAAAUUGUUGUGUUUUCUCUUGUUGUGUUUAUUGUUAUUUAAAUGUGGAAUUAGGCAUAAAUAAGUUUAGCUUCAGCCAACGCCUUUCAGUCACAAUUGGACGGAUUCUGUGCGACUGUGACAUCGUUUUGUUUGUUUUUAUGUGUGUGUCUGAAUAAACUAACUAACUAACUCACUAACUAACUAACUCACUAACUAACAGUCUGUAAACCGUCGUGUCGUUUAAACUCUGAGACGGGACGACCUCUUCUAACAAAAUCUGAAUCACGUUAAACUAAUAUUUGCCCUGG